UUUGUAAACACGAUCAUUAUUCGUAUCAAGAUUUUCAUGCAAUUUCGUGUCAUUUACUAAAAGAGUUGUGUGCGCAAUCUCAUGGUCUCAGUUGCAGAGCCGUUCAACGAACCGAUAAAUUUCCCAGUGAUAAAUUUACUAUGCAGUCCAUUCUCAUUUUUCGAUAAAUCCCUAAAGACAGUGUUUUCAAAAUUUGGUGCAAGUGAUGUUGUGGUGAUGGUGAUAUAGCUAUGGUUAAGUUCAGUGCAUGGACAGCGCGAUUUGUGAUUUUGGUGAUAUUACUACAAGACAUUAGUUCCUCACCAGCUUUACCUAAUUUUGAUAUCUGGAGUGAUAUUACGACGCCGAAACAGAAUCUGAUACGAGUAGGAUUUGAAAAAGUUCAUCAGACCUUGAACAGCACGUCGUCUAGAAGCCGUUAUGGAAAAGUGUUGAAUUUCUUCCCGUUGCCCGUCGAAGAGGAGUGCUUAUCCAAGGAUGGGCGGCGCGCCGGUUUGUGCCUGAACACUUACGAGUGCAGGAUUCAAGGUGGAACAGCGCGCGGAUCUUGCGCCCUCGGCUUCGGAGUUUGCUGCGUAUUUACUGCUACAUGUGGCGGCGAAGUAGCUAAUAACAUCACAUACAUAGUUUCUCCUGGUUUUCCUGGACUUCACACUGAUCCUCCAGCCACAUGCGAGAUUAUUAUCAAACAACCGGCUGAGGAAAUUGCACAACUUCGAUUUGAUUUUGUGCAUUUUAAUAUUGGUCAACCCAAUCGUAGUACUGGUGUAUGCGAUGGGGAUCUUUUUACUAUCAGCGGUGGUGCAACGCCGGACUUUCGACUUUGUGGCCAGAACAACGGCCAGCACGUAUAUUUCGAACUGUUACCGUCGAAGAGUCGCGCCGAGAACGGCGACGUCAGACUUUCGUUUAGUAGCAUGGCUCGUAGUUUUCCUCGAAUAUGGGAAAUACGCAUGAUCCAAGUUGCGCCGGAACAACGAGCUCCCAACGGUUGCCUGCAGCUCUACACUGGAGUAAAUGGAACAAUACAGACAAUGAACUAUGCUGCAAAUGGUCGACAUCUAGCAGAUCAGAACUAUAGAGCUUGUGUGCGUCAAGAGCAGGGUAUGUGUUCCAUCGCAUAUGAACCUUGUCACGAAGGUUCCUUCAGGAUAGGGCAGCCGCAAACUACUAUGGGGCAAAUGUCACAGGCCGGUCAACCAGGAUCGGGUUCGGCCGAUGGCAUGCAGACAGCCGGAUCAUCCGAAGCGGACAUGCCAGGUGCCGAUGAAAUGCAAGGCGAAGAAGAAGCUGCUGCAGAUGAUCAAGGCACUGAAGAUGAACCUGAAGAAGAUGCGGCUGAAGAAGCCGAUGAACCUGCAGAUGAAGCAAACGAGGAAUCUGCCGCCGAAGACGAUGAAGGGUCUGGUGGAGGAGGCUUUGCUUCAUUUUUCCGUUUUCCAUCGUUCUCAUUUCCGUCAUUCUUUAGAUCAGCGAGGCAGUUUAUUCCGAUUCAAUGUACAGAUCGAAUAACGAUGCCCUGCGUGGUGGAGGAUUUUCUUAGCGCCGAAGGUGGCCAACCAUCGCCCCUGUGCGAGCCAGUUCAUUGUGGUCUGUCUCUGUGUAAUGCUGCGAUGUCGCCUUGCAGAUUGGAGUCGAGUGUUACGCCUUUUGGUAUAGGAGUUCAUUUCGGACCAGGCGAACCCGGCAAAGGCAGCCCAGAAGACAACAUAGGAGCAUGUCUCCGAUACACACAGGUGCCCUGCGCAGCUUAAAAAAAAGUCUUUAAUUUUUUACUUUAAAUGCAAAAUAAUAUAAAUUGAAAAAAUAUUUUGUCGGUUACAUAUGAAUGAGUUCAGAUGAUCAGAUUUUCUGUUGUUAGGGUGGUUUGUUACUUUGCUUAUGUUAGGAUCUUCACCUUUAGUCAGCAUUAAAUUGAGUAUUUGGUGAUGGAGGAUGCAAUGACAGCACUUCCGUCUCUCUAGGAGACACGUCUGUUUUGCCAAUAAUGUAGACCUUUAAGAUGUUAGUACUAGAAUCGGUUAUAAAUCACAAAAUUUAUAAUAUAAAAAUUGAUACGCAGUUUUUUCUAAAGAACACUGAACUGUUUUGUUGCUUUAGUUUGUUACUAUACUUAUAAGACUGGUCCACAAAAAAAAGUUGUCUGUAUUAGGUGUGCUUAUAAUUUCUGUCGUUUCCUGGCCCUUUUUACCUUAAAUAAUUAUUAAGUAUUUACUUAAUUGAUCUAUUAAUCCUUUCCACUCGCGAAUUGCAGAAUUAAUAUGUAUUUUGCAGCUGGAGUGGCGACAUCAGAGUGAAAAGAGGGUUUAGUUUUUUUUUGUAGAAUACAGCAGUAAUUUGCAAACAUAUUUUCAGAUAUUCAAUUUCAAACAUAUUUACAGAAUACCCAGGGGAAAUAGGGAGUAAAUAUGUUUGCAAAUUACUGCUGAAUUAUACAAUAGAUGAUUUGAUUAAAACUUUAUAGAAAACGAUAGAAAUGAUGAGAUUUUAAUUAUAAUGCAGUAGAUCUGAUUUUGUUUUUUUUCAAUUUUUAAUUUUUUAUUUCAAUUUUUUGCCAUUUGACCCCCAAUUUUGAUUUUAGAUUCGUGUUUAGCGGUAAAAAUACUUUGGAACCACUACUUUUAUGUGGACCUGUGUUAACAUUGUUGUAUGCAAUUUUUGUUUCACACAUGGCUAUAAGAUUUAGCAAUUAUUAUAAAUUUAAGCUUUAAAUUUGUAUACCGGUGUUUUUUUACUAAAUCUAAAAUAUAUAGUUUCGUAAUAUUUAAGUAUUAUUAAAUAUUAUGUUCAUAAAAUAUAAGGUUGUCAAAUAUCUCCCUUCCGCCUUUUUGUAUUAUAAACCAAGAGCAAAAAAGCGGAAGGGAGAUAUUUGACAACCUAAUAUUAAUGAACAUCCACUGGUUUGUCAAUUAGUGAAUAAAAAAAAGAUAUCUUUGGAAAUUAUA
This is a messenger RNA of Ctenocephalides felis (cat flea), 2945 nucleotides long. RefSeq lists its product as uncharacterized. The transcript has 8 exons. The record is from RefSeq and is a predicted model, not a curated record. Lineage: Eukaryota; Metazoa; Arthropoda; Insecta; Siphonaptera; Pulicidae. The coding region runs from base 231 to 1754 and encodes 507 amino acids.